AUGUGUAGUCAAGAUUUUUAUAAUAAUCUUGUUUCUUGUGGAAAAUCGUGUGAUCAAGCUAUUGACGAACCAUCAAAAUUUGAAUCCGAUUGUAGAAUUGGAAAUCACCCAAUACAACUCGAAAAAGGAGGAAAUACAAAUGAAACGCCGCAAAAGAACGAUACAAAUGCAAACCAAAUUCCCACAUCAAAUUCGAAUUCGAAUUCAUCGCCUCUAAGUUUUGUUGCAACGAUUGGAACUGUAGUAGGAGUUUUAACAGGAAUUGUGGGAUUAAUUACCGCACUUAUUAUACUUAGAAAGAAACUUAAAGAAAGAAAUAAUAACAAUAACAAUGUCAAUUAA
Molecule: messenger RNA, 342 nt
Organism: Funneliformis geosporum
Lineage: Eukaryota; Fungi; Glomeromycota; Glomeromycetes; Glomerales; Glomeraceae
Source: the annotation of a GenBank genome assembly